AUGUCAAACUCAACAACAACAACGGCAUCCGGGAAAGAAGGCAAAACCCGAAAACAAGAGGACGACGGAGACCGUGAGCCAUUCAUGGUUCGCUGCCUGAGGCGCUGCUUUGGUCCACUGCCUCCACCACCAAAGGAUGAAAUCGGGCGUACACUUGCAAAGAUGGACUCUAUACUGUGCAGAGGAAAGAUUCGUGGCAUUGGCUGUGGUAUUAAGGCAUCAGGCAAAAUACCACAUUAUCUUGUUGAAGCCUUGAAGGGGCUUCCACAAUUCAAGAACAAUGAAACGGCCUUGAACACUGUUCUUUCAAAAAUUCUCUCCUACUACCACCACCGAGUAGUAGCUGAGCCUCCAACAGUCCUACCACCGAAUAACUGA
Molecule: messenger RNA, 378 nt
Organism: Ilex paraguariensis (yerba mate)
Lineage: Eukaryota; Viridiplantae; Streptophyta; Magnoliopsida; Aquifoliales; Aquifoliaceae
Source: the annotation of a GenBank genome assembly